Messenger RNA from Mesorhabditis spiculigera, 1023 nucleotides. Lineage: Eukaryota; Metazoa; Nematoda; Chromadorea; Rhabditida; Rhabditidae. The record is from the annotation of a GenBank genome assembly.
AUGGCAUCAAGAGCUUGGCAAGCCGCGUUUUUACUACUUAUGAUCGCCAUACGGGCCGAUUCUCUGUUUUUCGGUGGCGGAUGUGGAAGCACCUGUUCGUGCCCCCAGCCCCAGUGUCCACAGGUCCAAAAAUGCGUGGCCCAUCCUCCAUGCCCAGCUCUAUUUCCGCCUCCGCCACCACCGCCGCCAGUGCCGAGCUGCCAGUCCACUUGCUUCCCGGCGUACCAAAUCUCCAACUCGGUACCGGCGCCCAGCCUGCCAGAGCCUUACAGUUUCUUUGAGGCUCCGCCAAUUGGCAAGCCGGCGGUUACCGUGGUCCCCCUGCCGGCGGCUCCCGGGCCGAAGCCCCUGGAGUUGACGCUACCACCAAUGGUCGCACUUCCGACCCCCGAGUAUGCUCAGGCCCUUCCUUCUCCCUUGUCUCCCCCACCAUCACUGAUUUCUCUCAACGAGGCUGGACGAGCCGUCGAGACGAAUGAGGUCGCACCAGAAUCGCCCUUCCAAAGCGCAUACGUAGAGGAGACAGCGCCUACGUUGCUACCACCAACGACCCAGGAAAGUUUGGGCCUACACAGUUCUGCCACCGACUACACUGAAAUGAUGCACUCUGGGACUGCCAGGCCACGACCCGUUUCGACCAUUACUCCGGAUGAAGAGGAUGAUCGAAUCUACGCUAAGGAUGGCGAAGUGAAAGGUUCGCACUCGCCGAGGAGCGUGAGCGCUGAUGAAUCGGAAUCCCUCGACGACAUGGGCUCCUCAGAGACGUCGGCGCGCCAGCAUGCGUCUAGUACCGUCCAGCGCACGACAACGACAUGCAAUUCGGACAAACUGGCCCGUGUGAUGGCUGAGGCCAUCACGCCAGAUGUGUCCGUGGCAAAGAAGGCGGUCCAGCGGGCCACUGAACUCGCCUUCAGUGGAAGCAAAUUUGACGUGUUCUGCGCAAAUGGCGAAUUUAGUUACAGCAUCCACUCUAGAAAAUACUGUGAGGCGACGAGAGGUGAAGUGACCUGCUUCGCGUUCCGC